Molecule: messenger RNA, 1290 nt
Organism: Malaclemys terrapin pileata
Lineage: Eukaryota; Metazoa; Chordata; Testudines; Emydidae
Gene: KCNJ13
Product: potassium inwardly rectifying channel subfamily J member 13
Exons: 4
Biological process (GO): potassium ion import across plasma membrane; regulation of monoatomic ion transmembrane transport
Cellular component (GO): plasma membrane
Molecular function (GO): inward rectifier potassium channel activity
Source: RefSeq, a predicted model, not a curated record
AUGGAGGCACAGAAUCAAAAGUUAAAGAGACCAAAACUGAAUGCUGUAUUUAAGCUGAGGACUUCUCAUCAAUUUAUAUAAUGGCAUAAUAUUUUCCGUAUUAUUCUCUAUCCCCUUCUUAAUACAGCCUAACAUCAGCAGUGGCCUGAGUAUGUUCAGCAGAAGAGGCUCUCCCCCAGUUUUCAGAAGAUGAGAUCAGAUAUGAUAGACAGCAACAACACCAAAUCUAGUGCCCCCCUCCUGGAUCAAAGGCACUUGAGGAUGGUGACUAAAGAUGGACACAGCACACUACAGAUUGAUGGCACCCAAAGACAAGGUCUGGCAUACCUACGAGAUGCUUGGGGAAUACUAAUGGACAUGCGCUGGCGAUGGAUGAUGCUAGUCUUUGCUGCUUCUUUUGUCAUCCACUGGCUAGUCUUUGCAGUGCUCUGGUACCUCCUGGCUGAGAUGAAUGGGGACCUGGAGUUGGAUCAUGAUGCGCCACCUGACAACCACACCAUUUGUGUUAAGUACGUCACCAGCUUUACAGCUGCUUUCUCCUUCUCCCUGGAGACACAGCUCACUAUUGGUUAUGGCACCAUGUUCCCAAGUGGGGACUGUCCUAGUGCUAUCGCCCUGCUUGCCAUACAGAUGGUCCUGGGGCUCAUGUUGGAGGCCUUCAUCACAGGUGCUUUUGUGGCAAAGAUUGCCCGUCCAAAGAAUCGAGCAUUCUCCAUCCGCUUUACUCAUUCUGCAGUAGUGGCACACACAGAGGGCAAGCCAUACCUUAUGUUCCAGGUGGCCAACACUCGUCCCAGCCCACUCACCAGCGUUCGGGUUUCAGCUAUUCUUUACCAAGAACAAGAGAAUGGUCAGCUGCAUCAAACUAGUGUGGAUUUCCACCUGGACAGUAUCACGUUUGAGGAGUGUCCAUUCUUUAUCUUUCCACUGACCUACUACCACUCCAUUACCCCAUCUAGUCCUCUAGGUGUUCUCCUCCAAGGGGAUACCCCUCGCCAUUUUGAGCUAGUAGUCUUCCUCUCAGCAAUGCAGGAAGGCACAGGGGAAACAUGUCAGAGGAGGACAUCCUACCUCCCAUCUGAGAUCAUUCUACACCAUCGCUUUGCUUCUAUGCUGGCCCGAGGUGCCAAAGGGGAAUAUCAGAUCAAGAUGGAGAAUUUUGACAAGACUAUUCCAGAGCUCCCAGCUGCAGCAGACUCUAAGAGUCCAAAGAGGACUGACAUGAAGAUCCGCAUCAAUGGACAGCACACUGACAGCUUCCAGAUUUCUGAGACUGGUCUGAUAGAAUAG